AUGACUAAUUCUGUAUGUGUUGUAUGGAUGCAAUUUACAUUGGGUGAAGAAGACCAGGGUGAAGAAACAAUAGAUUAUUUCAUAGUCGGCUUGAGAAACGACAAUUUGAAUAUGAUUAGAGGUACAUAUUACUUUUGUGGGCAAUGUCCAGCAAAGGCUCAAAUUUCAACAAAGCACAAGUUGAAGUGCAAUGCCUUCCUCCCUAAACAACGAUACUUGAUUGUCCAGCAAGCUGUCAAUAGUGGUCAACUGGAAAUCUACCUAGCUUAUCCAAAGUCUGAUUUGACAUUGACAUCCUGGAUGAAGCAGUACAUGGAUGAGCCGACGAAGACAUACAGCGUCAUGUUGCUCGGUAACGUGUUGCACGAGACGAGGAGACGCAGUUUAUUGGACUGUGUGGUUCUGUGCAGCGUUGAAGCGUCGAGGCAAUGUGACUCGUUGAACUACUGCAAGUCGUCGGGCCUCUGCCAGUUGAACUCCCACAAGUAUGGCUACCAAAGAACCUCCAUUCAAAUUGUCAACGAUGAUACAUCGAGAUGGAAGGGGGAAAGUCUGGAGUAA
Helobdella robusta is the source of this 561-nucleotide messenger RNA. RefSeq lists its product as hypothetical. The record is from RefSeq and is a predicted model, not a curated record. Lineage: Eukaryota; Metazoa; Annelida; Clitellata; Rhynchobdellida; Glossiphoniidae. The transcript has 4 exons. Bases 1 to 561 code for a protein of 186 amino acids.